Capsicum annuum is the source of this 3082-nucleotide messenger RNA. RefSeq names its product pentatricopeptide repeat-containing protein At1g69290. The record is from RefSeq and is a predicted model, not a curated record. Gene Ontology annotation, molecular function: protein binding. The coding region runs from base 123 to 2078 and encodes 651 amino acids. Lineage: Eukaryota; Viridiplantae; Streptophyta; Magnoliopsida; Solanales; Solanaceae. The transcript has 3 exons.
UGCUACUUGCGGUCAAAUUUUGCAAGAAAUGGACUAUUUUGGGCGUCGCCUAUAGUGUUCCUGCGGAGGCUUCCUCUUAUUCAUGGUUUGUCACUGGACAAAGAGCAACGCAGUGGGCAAAAAUGUGGAGAAAAGCGCUGCGUAGACCUUUUUGUUCACAACCAGAAGUACCCAGUUUGUAUUCCUUUCUCCAACCUUCAAUCUUCUCCUUAAAAACAUCGCAAUCACCUUCUACAACCCCACCUAAACCCCAUGACAGAACCCCUUUAACCUUAACUCAAGAGCACAAAUCAAAUCUUGAAAUCACACUUCAAGACUCCAUCAAAAGUAGCAACACAGAUGAAGCUUGGAAAUCAUUCAAGAUUCUUUCAAAUUACUCGUCUUUACCUAGUAAGUCACUUACUAAUUCACUUGUUAUUCAUUUGUUGUCAAUGAAUGACACCCAUAAUGUAAAAAGAGCAUUUGCAUCAGUGGUUUAUUUGUUAGAGAAGAAACAAGAAUUGUUAAAGCCUGAAACUGUGCAUGUACUGUUGAGCUCAAUGAGGGAUGGUGGUGGUGGUGUUGCACCUGCUUUUGCAUUGGUGAAGUGUAUGUUCAAGAACAGAUUUUUUAUCCCUUUUGGUUUCUGGGGUGAUGUACUUGUGGAGAUUUGUAGGAAAAAUGUGAACUUUGGUGGGUUUUUACAAGUUUUUAAUGAGAAUUGUAGGAUUGCUAUUGAUGAGAAGUUGAAUUUCUUGAAGCCUAGUUUGUCAGCUUGUAAUGCUGCAUUAGAAGGUUGCUGUCGAGAGGUUGGAUCAGUUGGUGACGCGGAGAAAGUAGUAGAGACCAUGUCAGUUUUGGGUGUUAGGCCUGAUGAAUGUAGUUUUGGUUUAUUAGCUUAUUUGUAUGCAUUGAAGGGUCUUAAAGAGAAAAUAGAUGAGUUAGAAGGUUUACUAAGUGGAUUUGGUUUUCCGGAUAAAGGGGUUUUUCGUAGUAAUUUGAUCAGCGGAUUUGUAAAGUGUGGUAAUUUGGCAUCUGUUUCAGCAACUAUUCUUCAAGGUGUAAGAGAAACGGGUGGACAAGGAUUAUGUUUUGAAGAAGGAACUUAUAAUGAAGUAGUAAGUGGAUUUCUUCAAAAUGGGAGCAUAAAAGAUUUAGCUACUUUGAUUGGUGAAACUCAGACCUUGGAAUCUCUGUCCGUGAUUGUUGAGAGAUCCAUUGGAUAUGGCAUCAUAAAUGCUUGCGUUAAUCUCGGGUUAUUGGACAAGGCACACAUGAUAUUUGAUGAAAUGAAUGCUCAGGGGGCUUCUUUAGGUCUUGGAGUCUACCUUCCAAUACUGAAGGCAUAUUGCAAAGAGCAAAGAACCGCUGAAGCUGCUCAACUGGUGACAGACAUAAGCAGUUUAGGUCUCCAAUUGGAUGUUGUUACGUAUGAUGCUCUAAUUGAAGCUUCAAUGUCAUGCCAAGAUUUUCAGUCUGCAUUUUCUAUGUUUCGGGACAUGAGAGAAGCAAGAAUACCUAACUUGCAAGGGAGUUACUUGACAAUCAUGACCGGUUUAACCGAAAGUCAUCGGCCCGAGCUCAUGGCAGCUUUCUUGGAUGAGAUUGUUGAGGAUCCUAGGAUUGAAAUCGGAACACAUGAUUGGAACUCCAUCAUCCAUGCUUUCUGCAAGGCUGGACGGCUAGAAGAUGCAAGGAGGACUUUCAGGAGAAUGACCUUCCUUCAUUUUGAACCAAAUGAGCAGACAUAUCUUUCUCUAAUUAAUGGAUAUGUGACUGCGGAGAAGUAUUUCAAUGUGUUGAUGCUAUGGAAUGAAGUCAAAAGAAAGGUUUCAGCAGAAGGAGAGACAAAGUUGAAACUAGAUACUAGCCUGGUUGAUGCAUUUCUGUAUGCAUUGGUCAAAGGGGGCUUCUUUGAUGCAGUAAUGCAAGUUGUGGAGAAAUCACAGGAAAUGAAAAUAUUUGUUGAUAAAUGGCGAUAUAAACAAGCAUUCAUGGAGAAACAUAAGAAGCUCAGAGUUUCAAAGUUAAGAAGGAAAAAUCGCAAUAAAAUGGAGGCACUUAUUGCUUUCAAAAAUUGGGCUGGUUUGAGUGCUUGAUGAACUCAUAUCUGUCGCUUGCCUAUUUUGCUUGAUUCUGAAUGCUGUAUCAUCUUGCUACUGGGUCCUAAAAUACUCAACUUAACGUCAAAGGCUAACAUGGAUUUUAGGGCUUUCGAUGCUGGCACAGCAAGUGCCAAACAGGAAGCUCGCCUGGUAAUUAUAAGCUGCAGAGCCUCUAGCAGGUGACACACAAUGAAGAUGUAUUGUGCUUGUCAAAUCAUAAGGAAAAGUGUGAUCGUGACUUCCAAGAAGCAGGAUUAUGCUCUGGGUAAAACACCAGUCUCCUCGAGUUAAAUACUGCAGAACCACUCCAUAGACCACUAGUCCUACCUGGCUAUGACCAACAUACUCUAGUAGGUGCUAUAUCAUGAAAUCUUCUUAUUUGUAACGCUCUUGUAUAAGAUUUUUUCACUACUCUCAGCAGGAGAAAUUGGCAUGGUCAGACCAGAAACAGUGAGAGAAAGUACCCCUGUGCUUGUAGAAAAACUCAACAAAUUACUUAAUUUACUUACAAAUGCAUAACAUCCUUGAUUGGUCCGUUGAUCACCAACGCUCCCUUUGAUGUUGUUACUAUGUGUCUGGUCAGAUUAUUUUGUUGUUCAACUCUUGAAUAGCGGUUGCAGAUAUCUGAUGAGGAGCCGAUUUUUCCAGUACAAAUUGUUUGGAACAGUUUAACUCAGACGAGCAAAUGUCAACAACAUUUUGAUGUUUACAAGGAAUGCAAGAAAAAGGAGAGGGAAGCUCGGUUGGAGCGCAAUCAAAGUCGGUCUUUAUUCUCAUGAGUCACAACAGAUUGAAGUCUAUAGUGCUAUCAUUAUAAAAUAUUAAUCAGGCUAAUAACACUUUCAUGUAACUUAUUCCAAGAAGCGACUGUAAUGUGGAUGCUUCACGUUAGAAUCAAUGUGAUCAUGUUUGUUGUAGCCUUUUGGUAAUAGGUUCAUUGAUUUGCAAUAAAUGAUGAGGAUUGAGUUGAAUAUAUUUGAAUGUUGAUUUAUAGGUGA